Messenger RNA from Fundulus heteroclitus (mummichog), 3971 nucleotides. RefSeq names its product protein kinase C, alpha, a (gene prkcaa). Bases 243 to 2336 code for a protein of 697 amino acids. Lineage: Eukaryota; Metazoa; Chordata; Actinopteri; Cyprinodontiformes; Fundulidae. Gene Ontology annotation, molecular function: zinc ion binding; ATP binding; diacylglycerol-dependent serine/threonine kinase activity. The transcript has 19 exons. Gene Ontology annotation, biological process: protein phosphorylation. The record is from RefSeq and is a predicted model, not a curated record.
GGUGCUGCCACCUUGGCGCACCAGAGCUGUCAGUGUCGGCGGAGCAGCGACAGGCAAGGGAAACCCCUCAGACCCAGCAGGUCCAGCCUCUCCAGCCAGGAUCUGUGACUUGGCACUGAGAAGGCGCAUAGCCGUGCACCCGAGCUCGGACCGAAAGAGACGCGCGGACACAGCGGGAGCGAGAGCCGUUCGCAUUGAUUUGCCUUUCUGUAGCGAGAGUCGAGAGAGUGGGGAGGGACGCGAUGGCAGAUGUAAGUUUGAACGAGUCGUCCACCGCGGACGUAGCCAACAGGUUUGCGCGAAAGGGCGCUCUGAGGCAGAAGAACGUCCACGAAGUCAAGGACCACAAGUUCAUCGCCAGGUUCUUCAAGCAGCCGACUUUCUGCAGCCACUGCACCGACUUCAUCUGGGGGUUUGGAAAGCAAGGAUUCCAGUGCCAAGUUUGCUGUUUUGUGGUCCACAAGAGGUGCCAUGAAUUCGUCACGUUCUCCUGCCCGGGGGCAGAUAAGGGACCCGACACAGAUGAUCCCAGAGCAAAGCACAAGUUCAAGAUCCACACCUAUGGGAGCCCCACCUUCUGCGAUCACUGCGGCUCUCUGCUCUAUGGUCUCAUCCACCAGGGCAUGAAGUGUGAUUCCUGCGACAUGAAUGUUCACAAUCAGUGUGUCAUGAACGUGCCCAGCCUCUGCGGGACGGAUUACACCGAAAGAAGAGGCCGUCUUUUCCUCAAAUGUGAGGUCAGCGGGGAUAAGCUGGAGGUCACAGUUGGGGAAGGCAAAAACCUCAUUCCCAUGGACCCCAAUGGCCUGUCUGAUCCGUAUGUCAAACUCAAGCUCACACCAGAUCCUAAAAAUGAGACCAAGCAGAAGACCAAAACAAUCCGCGCCAACCUCAACCCCAAAUGGAACGAGACCUUUGCUUUCAAGCUGAAGCCUACAGACAAAGAUCGCAGGCUGUCGGUAGAAGUGUGGGACUGGGAUCGGACCACCCGGAACGACUUCAUGGGAGCCCUCUCCUUUGGCGUGUCUGAGCUCAUCAAGUCUCCCGUCUGUGGCUGGUACAAGCUGUUAUGUCAGGAGGAAGGGGAGUACUACAAUGUUCCCAUCUCAGAGGAGGAUGAUGGUAAUGAGGAACUGAGGCAGAAAUUUGAGGACCAAGCAGUUGUGGAAGACUCUGAUCAGAAAGCCAAGCUAGGUCCUGGAAAGAAGAUGAUCUCAGAGACAGAUAAUGGCCGCCCCAGCAGCUUCCCUUCCAACAGCCUGGACCAAGUCAAGCUCAGUGAUUUCACCUUUCUGGCUGUGCUGGGAAAAGGCAGCUUUGGCAAGGUUAUGUUAGCAGAGAUGAAGACCACAGACGAGCUUUAUGCUAUUAAGAUCCUGAAGAAGGAUGUAGUGAUCCAGGACGAUGAUGUUGAAUGUACAAUGGUGGAGAAAAGAGUUCUGGCCCAACAGGACAAGCCACCAUUUCUCACGCAGCUCCACUCGUGCUUCCAGACUGUGGACCGCCUGUAUUUCGUAAUGGAGUAUGUCAAUGGUGGAGACCUCAUGUACCAUAUCCAACAAGUGGGCAAGUUCAAGGAACCUCAAGCAGUAUUCUAUGCAGCAGAGAUUGCUGUGGGUCUCUUCUUCCUGCACCUUAAAGGAAUCAUUUACAGGGAUCUGAAAUUGGACAACGUCAUGCUCGACUCGGAGGGACACAUCAAGAUUGCUGACUUUGGGAUGUGUAAAGAGAACAUGGCGGACGGCGUCACCACACGAACCUUCUGCGGCACUCCGGACUACAUAGCUCCAGAGAUCAUCGCAUAUCAGCCAUAUGGACGGUCUGUAGACUGGUGGGCGUACGGAGUUCUGCUGUAUGAGAUGCUGGCAGGACAGCCUCCAUUUGAUGGCGAGGAUGAAGACGAGUUGUUCCAGUCCAUUAUGGAGCACAAUGUUACUUACCCAAAGUCCAUGUCAAAAGAAGCCGUCUCCAUCUGCAAAGGGCUGAUGAUCAAACACCCAUCCAAACGUUUGGGCUGCGGCGAUGAAGGAGAGAGAGACAUCAGAGAACAUGCCUUCUUCAGACGGAUCGACUGGGAUCGCCUUGAGAACAGAGAGAUACAGCCACCCUUCAAGCCUAAAGUGCUCUCCACUGCUUCAACCCUCAAGGGCUCCACUUCCUCUAAUCAGUGUGGCAAAGGCGCCGAAAACUUCGACAAGUUCUUCACACGCACCCAGCCCCAGCUUACACCACCCGACGAGCUGGUUAUAGCCAACAUUGACCAGGCAGAGUUUGCAGGGUUCUCUUUCAUCAACCCUCAGUUCCUACACCCAUCUAUUGUCAACAGUGUAUUAUAAGGAUGGUAGUAUCGCCGAUGACCCGCCCUACUCUCUGCCACCUAUCUAAACCAACCGUCGACAAAUCUGACUAGAGCCUCCAGUCCCACAAUUGAUCCUAAUGUGUUGGUGUUCUUCCUAAGCAGGAGUCUAGGGCAUGCAGAGUUACUUUGUACAUUUGUUUUUGCCAGUACAGAUUAUCAACUGAAUAGAUUAGAUUGGUUUUGGUCACCAUGAGAUAUAUUUUUCUUUAGUAAUCAUGAGCCUGCACUGUUGGAGGAUGUGUCUCGGUAACCCGGGGGCAUUUUAAUCAGAGGGGUGCCAAGCUUUAUCAUUAAAUGCCAGUAUAUGAUUUAUAGAGUAAGAUAUGUUUACAAAUCUCGGUGGAUAAAAAUGGUGUCAAUAGAUCUACAGUGCAAUGCGAAAUAAGUCAUACCCCUUAAACUGUUUCAGACUUUGGUAAAUCACAACCACAAACUUAAAAGUAAUUUCUUUGUAACUUUAUGAGAAUGUCCAACACAAACAUCGGAAGGGAUAUUAUAUGUGGUUUUGACAGUUUUUUUUCUUUUUGUUUUUCUUUCUAUUCUUUUUUUACAGAUAAUAGUCUGAAAGUAUGUAGUGAAUUUGCAACCCUAGUCUCCAUACUACUAGGGUCUUCCCUUUGACUAAGCACUGCCUGUUGGAAGCAGCUUUUGCAGGAUUGCCCUGUAUUUAGCUUCAUCCAUCUUCCAAUCAACCCUGACCAGCUUCUGUGUUCUGCUGAACAAAGGCAUUCCCACAGCACAGUGGUGCCACUACCAUGUUUUACUGUGCACACAGCACACAGCAUUUCGCAUGUAGGCCAAACAAGUUCCGUUAUGUUCUCAUUUGACAAGCGCAUCUUUUUCUGCACAUCUCUUGUUUUGACCACUUGCAUGUGGCAAACUGUGGACUGGACUUCUGAUGGCUUUCUUUAAGCACUUUAAAAAUCUUGUCACUCUUUAAAAAAGGCCAGAUUUGUGGACUUCACAACUAGUCAUUGAAGGAAUAGGAUGUUUUUGGUUGUGGCAAACUCUUUCCAUCUUCAGAUGAAGCAUUGAUCAAUGCUUUGUUAGAUGUUCAAAGAAUGGCUAGAACUUUAGCCUGUCUGCCGUUUCUUGCACUUCAUUCUGGUAUUCAUCCUCAGAUCAUCCCUAAGAAACAUGUGAGGCCCUUUACAGAACAGCUGUAUUUAAACAGAUUAAAUUACUCACAGGUAUACUCUAUUUACUGAUUAGAUGAGCUCUGAAGGAAGUUGGUCACACUGGAUUGUGGAUUGUAGGAUUUUUUUCUUUGGUUCUAAAGGGGGCUGGACACAAAUGUGUGCCAUUCUUGUCUUGGAUAUACAAUCUUAGUGAAAUCCAGUUAAGUUUGUGGUUUUAACAGGAGAAAAAGUGCAAAGUUUCCAGGGGUAUGCAAACUUUCGUCAUGGCACUGUAGCUGAUGAUUGUUUAGAUAAUCAGAAUACUCAUACUCAUUGGGCAGUUCAGAUGCUAUAGCCAAAUAUGAAGAGCAGUGGUACAGGCAUUGAAACAGCACUUGGUUAUUCAAUGUUUCCUGUAUCAUGUUUACAGUUUUCUGCUUAUUUUCUUUAAUGGUGAGGGUAUAUAAUUAAAUGUUUUAUCUCAAUCUUAGCUG